This is a messenger RNA of Leptosia nina, 576 nucleotides long. The record is from the annotation of a GenBank genome assembly. Lineage: Eukaryota; Metazoa; Arthropoda; Insecta; Lepidoptera; Pieridae.
AUGUUUGAUUCGAAAGAGUUCGACGACGAUUUUGAUAAAUUCUUCGAGGACCAUAGACAAUUUUCCAGGAUGAAUAUGUCAUCAAUAGCAUAUGGUAUUGUGGCAGUAGUCAUAUUGCUUAUGAUACUGGCAUGUUGUUGCCGACGACGCAGAAAUCGUGGUGAAGUGCUCAGUGUAGAAACAACAGCAGUGCGUGUACCUGCUCCACCGGGACCCAACAAUCCCCCAUACCCACAGCAACAAUAUGUGCCAACACCUCCACAACAAUAUCCUGUGUCACAAUAUCCAGUUCAAAACGCAAGUUCGCCGUACCCGACGCCCAUGCCGGCGCCUUACCCCACGGGAGCGCCCUACCCUACUGGAUCCUAUCCCACCGCUGCACCAUAUCCAGCGGCACCCUAUCCAAGCACUUAUCCCACGGGUGGGGCACCGUAUCCGACGGGUGGAGCGCCUUAUCCCGCCAUGGGUGCGCCUUAUCCGCCUGCGCAGCCAAGUGCUCCAGAAGCAAGUGCACUACCUCCUUCAUACGACCAAGCAGUGGGCAAGCAGGCGAACAUAUACACCGCUACACACUAA